Molecule: messenger RNA, 1401 nt
Organism: Rhodofomes roseus
Lineage: Eukaryota; Fungi; Basidiomycota; Agaricomycetes; Polyporales; Fomitopsidaceae
Exons: 3
Coding region: 37-1206 (389 amino acids)
Source: RefSeq, a predicted model, not a curated record
CUCGGCGAUCGGGAAAGCGGGACAAGAUCUCGAUCCAUGACCACGUGCGGCAAGAUUUUGAGUACCGGUACGGCAUUGGGCGUCUACGGACCUGUAUAUACUCACGGAGUGCAGUCUCGCGGCGACGCCUUCGACGACGCCAUGCCCAUCGACGGACACGCAUACCUCGUCAAUCAAGGAUGGGGAGGCAAGGGCACGGGCCUGCGUCAAGGUGCCAUCUCGCGGCCAGUAGCAGUCACCCAGAAGAAAUCACUCGCGGGAGUGGGCAAGGAUCGCGACGAGGCGUUUCCCUUCUGGGACCACGUCUUUGAGGCGGCGGCCAUGAGCAUUCAGGUCAAGAUCCAGAAUGACGAUGAUGAUUCUGAUAGUGAAGACACUUCUACACCCACCUUCGAGCUUCAACGUACUAAGACAGGAAUCAUCUCGAAUCGUCGCCCAAAGACAGGCAUGCCCGCCCUCCCCGGGACCGCCACCCCAGACUCGCAGGCCAGCGGGAGCGGUAGCGUCACGCCACGACUGAGCGUCAUGGCAGCUGCAAAGCAGGAGGCUGCGAAACGCAUACUCUAUGCGAACUUCUUUCGUGGACCUGUCCUUGGCCCCAACGAGCCUUUGGAGGUCGCCCAGUCGGAGAGCCAGACCCCACCUAUCACCACUACCCAGUCUGCGCAGGAUCGCGAGACGAGUCCCGUUCCUACAAGGAAGAGCAGAAAGGGGAAGGAGCGCGCUGUUGAUCCCUCGCCGGACGUGGAGUCCGCCGCUCAGCCAAAGAAGCAGAAGAAGCGGUCUGCGCUCGAUGAUGAUGAUGCUAGUGAGACGAAGAAGGAAAAGAAAAGGCGGAAACGAGAGGCGAAGGAGUUAAUUGCAAACGAGGAAGUAGAGGCGGAAGGAGGGAAGAAGAAUCGGAGAGCGGAGAAAGCAUCAACACCUGCGGAGGGUGCGGAGGGAGCAGAGGAUGGGGAUAGGAACCGCGAGAGCGAGGAGCGGAAGAGGCGGAAGGCAGAGAGGCGAGCUGCGAAGGAGGGACGCCGGAGGCUCAAGCAACAACGGAAGGAGGCUGAGGUUGUACCAGAAGGUCUCAGUAGGGAGCCUGCGGAUGAGUCGGAAGCAGCGGGGGCGGCCGAAGACGCGUCCCGCAAGCGCAAGAAAGACAAAACACAUCAAGAGGGACGGGACAAAAAGAAACAACGAAGGACUUCAUCUUCAUAACGACCCCAUUAGGUAUCAUCCACGUAUGUACUUCUACACGAUGGUGCUAUGGUACUGUGUUCCGUCCGGCAGCGUCAUAUUGGUACAUCACAUAUGCAACAGCGGAGUGCUACUAUUUGCAAGACGGACUAUUAGACAUACAAGCAUUUCCUUCGACAUGGCAGAGUACAUAGGGAGUGGACAGUGACCAGCAAC